AUGCAACAUCAGCAGGACGUGCUGAAUCAGCAGAACUACCACCUGACGGAGCUGCAUGGCACGGCAGAGACGUUGCACACGCAGGCGAUGGCCUUCAACGAGGAGGUGAAGAGCCAAAACAGAUUACUCCAUGACGUAGAGGACCAGAUGGUAGACUCACAGUUACACCUCUCCACAAUUACGAAAAAGUUAUCGCGGUACCUGGACACCGAUCACCCGUCCGUCAUAAGGCUAAUUCUAAUCUUGUCAAUAAUUGUUGCGGUUCUGGUCGUAGUGUUAAUCGUAUUUUAA
Messenger RNA from Theileria orientalis strain Shintoku, 291 nucleotides. RefSeq lists its product as uncharacterized. Lineage: Eukaryota; Apicomplexa; Aconoidasida; Piroplasmida; Theileriidae. The record is from RefSeq and is a predicted model, not a curated record. The coding region runs from base 1 to 291 and encodes 96 amino acids. The transcript has 3 exons.